Messenger RNA from Kogia breviceps (pygmy sperm whale), 752 nucleotides. It is a transcript of the gene GP1BB, whose product is annotated as glycoprotein Ib platelet subunit beta. Lineage: Eukaryota; Metazoa; Chordata; Mammalia; Artiodactyla; Physeteridae. The record is from RefSeq and is a predicted model, not a curated record.
UUUCUGAAGGGCGACCGGGCUGUGGUCGGUUCGGCGGGUGCGCCAGGGCCUGGCAGGGGCGGGGCGGCUUUAUCGCCCGGUUCUGCGGCUGCUUCCUGGUGCUCCAGAGCUAGCUGGGCCGCUGUCCUCUCGCCAUGGGCUCCGGGCCGCGCGGGGCGCUGAGCCUAAUGCUUCUGCUGCUCGCGCCGCCGGGCCGCCCGGCCGCUGGCUGCCCGGCCCCGUGUCGCUGCGCGGGGACGCGCGUGGACUGCGGGCGCCGCGGGCUGACGUGGGCUUCGCUACCGGCCGCCUUCCCGCCGGACACGACCGAACUGGUGCUGACGGGCAACAACCUGACGGCGUUGCCACCGGGGCUGCUGGACGCGCUGCCGGUGCUGCGUGCCGUGCACAUGGGCGCCAACCCCUGGCGCUGUGACUGCCACCUGGUGCCGCUGCGCGCCUGGCUGGCAGGCCGGCUGGAGCGCGAGCCCUACCGCGACCUGCGCUGCGCCGCGCCCCCCGCGCUACGGGGCCGCCUGCUGUCUUACCUGGCGGAGGAGGAGCUGCGAGCCGCCUGCCCGCCUGGCGCGCUCUGCCGCGGGGCGCUGGCGGCGCAGCUCCUGCUACUCUGCCUCGGGCUGCUGCACGCGCUGCUGCUGGCGCUGCUGCUGUGCCGACUGCGGAGGCUGCGCGCCCGCGCCGCGCGCCGGUGGCCGCUGACUACCCCGCUGGUGGCGGAGCCCGCGACCCCCGAGCCGAGCGACUGGCGCUGA